AUGACCUCUCCAUGGGCGACACUGGAUUCGACUCCAGGCCGGCGCGUUUUCUUUCGUCCCCUCGGGAACACAGAAACAUCCUUCUAUUGGGAUAGCGUUUUCAACAGCACCGCAGAUACCGUGAUGCACAUACACCUUCGCACCACACAAGCUGAUGACCGAGACGUUCAUUCGCAACAGAAUGUCAUGCGUUCUUGGGCAUCUGUCAAAAGACGCUUUCCCCUCAUCGCGACUGAAGUGCAAGAACACGAGUCUGGUCCACGAUUCAUUCUCCGUGAAGAAUCGGUCAUGAAUCUUCGACCUAAUGAUGUCACAUUCACGGAGGUCAAUUCCUUUCAUCAAGCCGAAUGUUUCAUAAACGACAUUAUGGAUGGACCCCGGCGCCUUUCAUCUCAAUUACUUGCUCGUGCUUACAUUUUGCGCCGAACAGACCAAAAUGACCAUUUCCACGUCGUGAUUAUGAUGGCCCACUGCAUUACGGAUGCAGCGGCCACAAGCACAGUGCUUAGGACGUUCUUUGACACAUUGUCAUCGCGGAUUGAGCCACCGUAUAUUCCUCUAAGCGAGAGGGUGCAUAUGUACCAGCCUUUAGAGAGUCGUUCAUGUUCUGGGGAUCUUCCACUUGUCAAACGACGGUGGAGGCGGGCUUUAGGUCAUGCAAUUUUUUCAGUAUGGAGCUCCAAAUUUAAGGGCGGCCAUACCCUCCCUGGAAACUUCAGGGAAUCCACACCUCAUACCCCCGCUAAAACACGCAUCCACGUCUCUGGGUUUUCGAGAGCAGUGUCAUCACUCAUUCUCUCCAAUUGUCGUCGUCAUAGCAUUACCAUGAACUCCGCAUAUUAUGCCCUCAGCCAAGUGGCCUUCUCGCGGGUUCUAUGUCGACGGUACCUCAGGGGCCAGAUCUCGGAAGAAGAGUGGGAGUACAGGAAGCGCCAACCCAUGCAUGUACUAGGGCCGCUGAACUUGCGCCCGUAUCAAGACAGGGACUGGUUUGAGACAGGCGGCUCGGGUGAUGUUGGUGUUAAUAUGAGCGUCUUCCGGUACACGCUUCCAUUCAUGCCUCUUGGCGAAAUGUCUAGGGGGGACGCAAGUAGGCUGGAACUUGUCAACGGGGCACCAGACUUCGCGGCACUCAUGUCUUUUGAUCGGUUUCUUCUCCGGUGUGCUCAUGUGAAGGCACAAGCACAGAAGGUGCUCAAGCACCCGCGGUUAGUCGAUAUAUGCACCGCCGGACACAAUCGGGUUGCUUUCGCGAGGGAAGUUGCUUUGAAGUGGCUAGAAAGGGAAGAGAGCGUUCACCCAGAAGAUAGUUGCGGAAGCAUAAGACCCGUUCAGGCUUUAAACCCAAUUUUCACGCAAAUAGGAUCCACCCUGGGCAAUAUGGAUGACACGGUACCCGUGGACUAUCCUCUACCUCCCGAGCAGUACUUGUCGCCCCUGUGCAGCACGCCUCAUCACCAUCGGGCUGGUUAUCCACUGUGGUCACCGCCCGCUGCUGCUGUCGAGGACGCCAAAACACCGCGACUCCAUGUUGAGUAUUGGCGCACUCAUCUUCAUACGCGUCCUGCCGAGCUAUAUGUUGGAGCGUCAUCUGCGCGCCAGCAGUUGCAAUAUUUUGCCUUCUACGAUCAGCACGUUUUCAGUGAUGAAAUCAUCGUGGAGUGGAUGCGUGAGCUGAAGGAUGCCACGCUGUGGUAUCUGGGACAGCCUCGUGGUAAUGAAACACAUUUACAGAGCAAAAUGUAG
This is a messenger RNA of Suillus paluster, 1746 nucleotides long. RefSeq lists its product as uncharacterized. The coding region runs from base 1 to 1746 and encodes 581 amino acids. The record is from RefSeq and is a predicted model, not a curated record. The transcript is spliced from 3 exons. Lineage: Eukaryota; Fungi; Basidiomycota; Agaricomycetes; Boletales; Suillaceae.